AUGGCUAUCUUAGGCAAGCGCAAGCCUGAGCCUGAGCCUCUAAUAUCCCAAGAAGAUGCUGCAGCCAUUUUCAGACGACAUUUCGAGGCGGAAUUUGCGCCCUUGCCAGAGGCAGAAGCCGCUAAAUCGAAAUUCAAGAAGGCGAACCAUGAGGGAAGCAGCAACGACAUCGAGAGCGAGGAAGAUGAGGAUAACAACAGUGACGGGGACGACGGCGAAUGGAGUGGCCUCUCCGACGAGGACUCUGUCACAGAGGAAGAACAUAGUCCAACAAUACAGGUCGUAGACCAUUCGAACAAGCAACCGCCGAAACAAGCGGCAAUGUCAAAACGAGAGCUCAAAGCUUUCAUGUCAUCACGACCUCCAGAGCAAACAACACCCAAAACCGAGCAGUCUCUAUCAGCGACUUCAUCCCCCUCAAACACCCUCCCCGAGGACGCACCCUCCCUUUUAGCCCAAGACCUUGAACUCCGACGACUCCUUGCAGAAUCGCAUCUUCUCGCGCCGGCCAUUUCAGCAUCGGGUACCACUAUUGCACCAAAGGCUUUUGCUACAGGCCGCACUCGUCAAAAGGCUACGGACUUGCGCGUCCAGGCUCUAGGAUCCAAAGUGUCGAUUCACAAGCAAGAAAAGAUGCCCAUGAACAUGCGCAAGGGUAUUGUUGCUGCAGCAGACGCGCGAGAAGCAAAGCGCCGGAGAGAAGCCAAGGAGAAUGGAGUGAUCCUCGAACGAGAGACUGGUAAGAAGAAGGGGCGUAGAGAUAGGGGAAGGGAUGUUCCUGUCGACCGACCGGGAGUUGGUAGACUCAAGGGGGCAGAACUACGCCUGAGCGACAAGGAUAUCAAGAGCAUAGAAGGGGGCAGAGAUGCGUUUGGUAGAAGAAGCCGGCGUUAG
Fusarium fujikuroi IMI 58289 is the source of this 894-nucleotide messenger RNA. RefSeq lists its product as uncharacterized. Bases 1 to 894 code for a protein of 297 amino acids. Gene Ontology annotation, biological process: maturation of SSU-rRNA from tricistronic rRNA transcript (SSU-rRNA, 5.8S rRNA, LSU-rRNA). NCBI's taxonomy places the organism in Eukaryota, Fungi, Ascomycota, Sordariomycetes, Hypocreales, Nectriaceae. Gene Ontology annotation, cellular component: nucleolus. The record is from RefSeq and is a predicted model, not a curated record. The transcript has 2 exons.